Messenger RNA from Ciona intestinalis (vase tunicate), 3483 nucleotides. Lineage: Eukaryota; Metazoa; Chordata; Ascidiacea; Phlebobranchia; Cionidae. The record is from RefSeq and is a predicted model, not a curated record.
AUGAUUUAACAGAGACCCUAGGGUUAAAAAGAAUUAGACUCAAUCUAACAUUUAACAAACCAAGUUUGUGUCAAAGAAACUAUUUGUUUUAAGAUAAUGUAAAUUUGUACUUGGUGGUUGAUAUGAAACACAUGUAAUGGGAAUUUAAUAUGCGAGCAUUCAAGGGUAUGUAGUUUACAUUAAAGCUUUAUUUUGUAACUGUGGUUUAUCAAACCAAUAUUUUCUUAGUAGUAAGAUUCAUACCAAUGUAAUCUGCCUUAUCUGUAUUAUUUAAUUUAUUUGAAUAAUAUUUGAUUAUUUGUUAUAUUUUGUAACAUGCUGCCCUGACUGAAAUACUGUCAUACAUUAUCUUUAAUUUACAAUACAUUGUGUUAUGUGUAUUGUAUAUGUAAACAUCACACUGUGGGUAAAUUGUAAUAGGAACUGUUUAAACAGCACCUACUCAUUUUAUUGUUAAUAGCUAACAUGUAUGUUGUGUUUACUUCCUUCAUUCCAUUAAUCAAUACUUGCGUAAGGAACUGAUACAAGGAAGUAACAAAUCACGUUUAAACAACAGAAUUGCAAGCUAGCAUUUAAUUAAUCUCAGUUACAUGAUUCAGUAUCAUAGGUGCUAAACCUUGGGUGGCAGGUUGUUCUUGUCCCUGCAAUGUUUGCCCUGCAUUAUUUAUUAAGUAUUAAAACGGUGACAUAAUAUCUGUUUCAUGGUAAUGUUAUUUCAAUGUAUCACUGCUUUCCUUACCCAUAUAAAGUUUGGUGCCUAUGCUCAGUAUAUGUUAAUUAUAGUGUCUAGUGGCUGACACAUGUCAUGCUUAUGUAAACAUUGACUUGCAAAUAGUCUAAGGUUGUAUGCAUAUUGAGAUGUUGUUGCUAACAUUUAAUAGUUUUCUCGAUAUGAUAAAUAAUGUUAUUUGUAUUCCAGAUAACGUGUAAUGCAUCUACUUUUAUUUCAGAUACAUUAUUAUACAUAAAUUUUGCUAUUGUAGUGAAUAUGUAGUUAUAAGAUGAAUUGUAUUUCACCAGCAUAUACUAAUAUCAUAAAGCUGUGGACCUUUGGUGUAAUCGUAAUAUAUGGUUCUGCAGUAAAUGCCCAAGCUGCAUUCACAUUCUCUGCGUUAUCUCUACAACCCCCAAUAUCAUCGGUUGGUUCAACUGCCACUGCUACUUGUAAUGUGACUUAUACUGGAAGUACAACAUCUAUAUUAACAUGGAAAAUAAAUGAUGUGGUAGUUGGUCAGUACAGAAUUAAAAACAAUGAAGUUCCACAAUAUGCAAAUCUAGCUUCGGGUUAUGACACAUCAUCAAGCACAACAACAUCCAUUGUUAACACUGGUGACACUUUCCCCAUGAGUCUUGAAAUCAGGAAUGUUAAUUUGACCCUCAAUCAAGCAACAGUUUCUCUCGGUUGUUCGGUACCCGGUUGUAUCACUCAAGUUCAGUUACAUAUCAAAGAAUGUUCAUCUCCAACACCCAACAAUGUUCCAGUCAACCCAUCAAGUGGUGUCUACAACACUCAAGCUAACUUCCAGUGUUCCCAUGGUUCAACUUUAUUUAAUAUGAAUGGAACAACUGGAAACACUGCAACCAAAUGCCUUGCUACAGCAGAGUGGGAGAAUGAAAAGAUAGUUCAAUGUUGGUCAGCACCAACUGCUACAUUGAUUGGCAACAUUACCAUUUGUGCUGGAAACAUUGCUACAUUCCAAUGUACUGCAACUGGGGGUUUUCCUUCUUUGGAUAGAGUUGAAAUUUAUUUCAGGAAUCAAAAACAAACAUUGGUUGGAAACACAUGGACAAGCAAUCCACUUAGUAGUUCAAACAAUGGAGAUAUAGUGGAAUGUAGAGCUAUAAAUAGCUACACUGCCAUGCAGGAAUAUUCAAACUUGGGAAGAGACAACAAGACAUUGAUUGUUCAUUAUACAGCAAAAAAUCCAAAGUUUGAAACCAAAUUCACGGAUCUGUUGAUCAAUUCAAGCAGUGGUUACCUGCUUAGAUCAGAUGAGACGUUGACCAUGAAUUGCUCAGCUGAUGGAAACCCUGCUGUAACUUGUACCUGGUCUUGUUCUCCUACAAAUUGUGGUAGUUUACCAAACACUUGUGGGAUCAACAAUGUAAAUGUUGUUGGUUCCACAACCAUCACAUGUGCGGUUGGUAAUGGUGUUUGUGGAGGUGGUACUACCAGCAUUACUCAUCACAUAACAGUGGUUGCUAUAACUAGAGUACUAUACAUGGUGGUUGAUGGAACAACAACAACAGCUUCUUCCAUCACAAGAAACAAAACAGAAAGUUUAAGUUUAGCCUGUGGAAUUCAAAACCAGAAUGAAAUGAACACGUUGAUAGUUUGGAAGAAAGAUGGAUUUGUUCGUUCAAUUGGAUCAUUAUACAUACCUAGUGUGGCAUCAUCAGAUGAUGGUUUAUAUGUUUGUGAAACAUCUGAUCCUUUCGGAAACUUUUCUACUUCUGUUAGUUUGACAGUUCUCUAUCCUGCAGAACAGUUUCAAAUCACCAAUGGCUUGGGCACUUUAUGUGAAUGGGGAACUGUUGGGCCACAAUAUUGUAACAUCACAUUCUCACUAAACCCAGUCACACAUUCUGCCAUUUUAAAGAAAAAUGGGUUGAUUGCUGAUAAUGAUUUCAAAUAUAAACCUCAGAGCACGAACAUUCAAAACUAUGUAUUCAUGAAGAAUCAGCCAACUCAAAAUGACACUGGUUCAUACACAUUGACAGUGACAUCAUCAACUUUUACCCCUGUCAUCUUUUCAUUCACAGUUCUUGUUUCAAAUCCUUUUGUAGUUCCUAAAGAUAACACAGCUACUAUUGUUGGGGCAGUUCUUGGUUCAAUAAUUUCGAUUCUUCUGAUCAUAAUUGCAUUUCUUGUUGUUAAACUUUAUAGAAAGAAGAAACCUGAAACUUCCCACCCAAGAUCUGAGGGAAACACCAACACUGCAGCUGAUGAUUAUGUUGAGUUGAACCAACCAACCAACCGCAGCCAUACAAGCCAGCCUGUUGUGAGAUCUCAACAAUCAACAAAUUAUGAAAAUUUGAAGAACAAUGUCAAUGUAACAAGAGAUGAGCAAGGUUAUGCUGAUAUACAAGGUGUGGGGCCAAGUGUUGCUACAACAUUAAACGAUGGAUACGAAACUUUUAUUGGAAGGAAAUACGAGAAUACGGCAGGGCAAUCCUCAUCAAAGUGAAACCCAAUAUAAACACAUGACUUUGUUUAUAUAAACAGAUAAGCUUUUAUUUAAAUGUCUUCAGAAUGGUUUAACAGAGACCUUAGGGUUAAAAAGAAUUAGACUCGAUCUAACAUUUAACAAACCAAGUUUGUGUCAAAGAAACUAUUUGUUUUAAGAUAAUGUAAAUUUGUACUUGGUGGUUGAUAUAAAACACAAUGUAAUGUGAAUUUAAUAUGCGAGCAUUCAAGCAUACAUAGUUUACAUUAAAGCUUUAUUGUGUAACUGUGGUUUAUUAAACCAAUAUUUUCUUAGU